Messenger RNA from Camelina sativa (false flax), 3008 nucleotides. Its product is annotated as putative LRR receptor-like serine/threonine-protein kinase At5g48740. Gene Ontology annotation, molecular function: protein kinase activity; ATP binding; protein binding. Gene Ontology annotation, biological process: protein phosphorylation. Lineage: Eukaryota; Viridiplantae; Streptophyta; Magnoliopsida; Brassicales; Brassicaceae. The record is from RefSeq and is a predicted model, not a curated record.
AAGUCGACACACACUGUUAGUGAAAUUAUGACCACUGAGUAAAGUACCUACGAGUCAUCAUCAUUCGCAUCUUCAUGUAUUUAAAGAGUUAAUUCAUACACCAUACAAGAAAACGAAAGAACAAUUAAUUAAUAUAUGUUCUUCAGAUUUCAAUCAGGGAACUAGAUGAUGCUCUUUUGGGUCGAUUUGAUUUUGUUCAGUGGCUUUUGGGUGUUUGGUUUCUCCAAUCCAGAUGGUUUCUUAAGUUUGUCCUGUGGCGGCUCAAGUUACACUGCGGCUUAUAACAUCUCCUGGGUUUCAGACAACGACUAUAUCCAAACGGGUAACACUAGCAUGGUUACGUACAUCGACAAGAAUUCUACUUUCAGUGUUCCCGUUAGAUUCUUCCCGGAUACUCAUGAUCGCCAAUGUUAUAAGGUUCCUGUGACAGAGAAGGACUUGUCCUCGGUUCUGAUUCGGGCUACAUUCGUUUAUAGAAACUAUGAUAGCCAGAACAGCCCUCCAGCAUUUCAUGUCUCUCUUGGAAGGAGAAUCACUACUACUGUUGAUCUUAGAACCAAUGAUCCUUGGAUUGAAGAGUUGGUUUGGCCGGUCAACAAUGAUUCUCUUUUGCUUUGUUUGCUUGCGAUUAAAGGGAGAGGCAUUCCGGUUAUCUCUUCUCUAGAAGUACGGCCACUUCCUUUUGGUGCUUACAGAAACAGCCUGGAAGGUUCAACCAAUAUAAUUCUCAGGAGGAGUUACCGAAUCAAUAGCGGAUACACAAAUGGGACUAUCCGGUACCCUUUAGAUCCGUUUGAUCGAAUAUGGGAUCCGGAUCAAAGUUUUGCACCGUCUCACGCCUCUUCGACUUUCAGUAGACUCACAAAACUGACUUCCUUUAACAUUACUGAGAAUCCGCCAGCUUCUGUUCUUCAGACUGCAAGAAUUCUUGCUCGUACAGACAGUCUCUCGUAUAAGCUUCCUCUACAUACACUAGGGGACUACUACAUUGUCCUAUACUUUUCUGGGAUACUCUCACUCUCCCCUUCUUUUAGUGUGAUGAUCAACGGUGAAGUCAAACAAUCUGAUUACACAGUGACCAGUUCGGAAGCUAAAACUUUGUACUUUACGCAAAACAGAAUCAGUACGUUAAACAUCACCUUAGGCAAAAUCAAGUUCAGUCCUCAGGUGAACGCUCUUGAGGUGUAUCAAAUACUCCAAAUCCCUCCUGAAGCUUCUUCUACCACAGUUUCAGCACUUAAAGUCAUAGAGCAAUUUACCGGGCAAGACCUUGGAUGGCAAGACGACCCAUGUACUCCGCUUCCUUGGAACCACAUAGAAUGUGAAGGAAACCUCGUUACAUCACUGUUUCUUUCACAAAUCAACCUGAGGUCCAUUAGUCCAACAUUUGGAGACUUGCUCGAUCUCAAGACACUCGACUUACAUAAUACAUCACUUACUGGAGCAAUACAGAAUGUAGGCAGCCUCCAGCAUAUCCAGAAACUGAAUUUGAGCUUCAAUCAGUUGAAAUCUUUUGGCUCUGAACUGGAAGAUCUGGCCAACCUUGAAGUUCUGGACCUGCAAAACAACAACUUACAAGGAUCAGUUCCUGAAACAUUAGGAAAGCUGGAGAAACUUCGUCUCCUGAAUCUAGAAAACAAUAACUUAGUAGGCCCCUUGCCACAGUCUCUUAACCGAACGGGUCUGGAAGUCAGGACAACGGGAAAUCCAUGCCUUUCGUUCUCAUCACUAUCAUGCAACAAUGUGUCUUCAACAAUUGACACACCACAAGUUACUAUCCCUAUCAAUAAGAAACACAGGAAGCAGAACCGUAUAGCGAUCUUGCUUGGAGUUUCUGGUGGGGCCUUGUUUGCCACCUUCCUCGUCUUUGCUUUCAUGUCGAUCUGCACGAGGAGACAGAGAAACAAAGAGAGAGAGAUAACCAGAGCACAACUGAAGAUGCAGAACUGGAACACUUCAAGAAUCUUUUCUCACAAAGAGAUCAAGUCAGCUACUAGGAAUUUGAAGGAAGUAAUUGGUCGUGGAAGUUUUGGAGCUGUAUACCGUGGAAAGCUACCAGAUGGAAAACAAGUAGCGGUCAAAGUGCGAUUUGAUAGAACUCAACUUGGAGCUGAUUCUUUUAUCAAUGAGGUGCAUAUUUUGUCACAGGUCCGCCACCAAAAUCUAGUAUCCUUUGAGGGCUUCUGCUACGAACCAAAACGGCAGAUACUGGUGUAUGAGUAUCUGUCUGGUGGAUCAUUAGCUGAUCAUCUUUACGCAGGUCCACGUAGCAAAAGGCUGUCAAUGAACUGGGUUUCAAGACUAAAAGUUGCAGUUGAUGCUGCAAAAGGAUUGGACUACCUGCACAAUGGAAGUGAGCCGAGAAUUAUACAUCGGGAUGUAAAGAGCAGUAACAUACUUCUGGACAAGGAUAUGAACGCAAAAGUUUCAGACUUUGGCCUGUCAAAACAAUUUACAAAAGCAGAUGCAUCUCAUGUUACUACUGUCGUUAAAGGCACUGCAGGCUACCUUGACCACGAAUAUUACUCAACCCUGCAGCUGACAGAGAAAAGUGAUGUAUAUAGCUUUGGUGUGGUCCUGUUGGAGCUCAUCUGUGGAAGGGAACCCUUAAGUCACUCAGGAUCACCAGAUUCUUUUAACUUGGUCUUAUGGGCUAGGCCAAACUUACAAGCAGGAGCAUUUGAGAUUGUGGAUGAUAUCUUGAAGGAUACAUUUGAUCCAGCGAGCAUGAGAAAAGCUGCUUCGAUUGCUAUAAGAUGUGUGGAGAGAGAUGCAUCUGGCAGACCGUCUAUUGCAGAAGUUUUGACUAAACUGAAAGAAGCGUACAGUCUUCAACUCUCAUAUCUAGCUGCUUCAGCACAUACAUACUGAUAACGCACCACAAACAAGAGUAAAAAAUAUACUUGUUAUACAUUUUUGUUUGUUGUUUGUGUUACAAAGUUUUGUAAGCCAACUCAAAAUGUAUUUACUCUCAUACUAACUACCUUCUAUCACUAGAACAAGGAUAU